Emiliania huxleyi CCMP1516 is the source of this 855-nucleotide messenger RNA. RefSeq lists its product as hypothetical. The record is from RefSeq and is a predicted model, not a curated record. The transcript has 2 exons. The coding region runs from base 1 to 855 and encodes 284 amino acids. NCBI's taxonomy places the organism in Eukaryota, Haptophyta, Isochrysidales, Noelaerhabdaceae.
AUGGUGCAUGGAUAUGCUAGUGGAUAUGCGCCACAAAAAGUCAAAGAACCCUGCAACAAAGAUGUCGCUGCGCUGGAGGGCUCACGCUAUAGGGUGCUGGAUGAGGACGGGUACGAUGCACUAGCCCCAGCCGUCGGGGGGGUGUUGCCGGCGCUGGUAGAUGAUCUCUCGGAGAAGAGCCGGAGGGACCUCGGCGCCGGGGUCACGAGGAACUUGCAAGUCGUGGCCGAGGCGGCGACGGGAGCGGUGCAGAGGUGGAUCCAGCUCAAUGAUGAGGCUACGGCGCGCAUAAUGAAGAGAGAGGAACACAUCGAGUGGCUGAGGAAGCUCUUCACUGGGUGGAAGGAGGCUCGGCCGGCCUUGAGGGAGUCGCGGAGGAGGAGGGAUAACGGAGGUAACGUGCGGACAGGCCAGCAGCCAGUGGGACGAACGAGGGCCGCGACGGCGGCUCAAGCGGGAGGGAGCGGAGACGGUGGGCAGCGAGCGAAGUGGGUGAGACUGAUGAUGCUCCUUCGACUUAGGGAGCGGUUCAGCUGCUGGGCGGGCUUCAGGCUGGUGCUCACGCGAAAAGGAAUCGACGCGAUGUACAAAGCAUACAAGAAGAGGAGAAAGAAGAGGAGAGGCGCCAGUGAUGACGAAACAGAAGCUAGCGCAGACGAGGGCAGGGCGGACCCGGGGACGGCGGAGUCGGAGCAGACGGCAUCGGCCGCCGAGGAAACGGCAGACGACGGGGAGGCGGAGCAGACGCGCAGGGCGAGACGAGGGAGGGAGCAGGAUGUUGCUGAGAUCAGCAGGAGGAUGUACGACGAGAUUAGGAGCAGCAGGGACCCGAGGGACCAUGUGGAAGACGGCUAG